Molecule: messenger RNA, 5057 nt
Organism: Cucurbitaria berberidis CBS 394.84
Lineage: Eukaryota; Fungi; Ascomycota; Dothideomycetes; Pleosporales; Cucurbitariaceae
Product: protein transport protein sec73
Exons: 2
Coding region: 393-4688 (1431 amino acids)
Biological process (GO): regulation of ARF protein signal transduction
Molecular function (GO): guanyl-nucleotide exchange factor activity
Source: RefSeq, a predicted model, not a curated record
AGCAUCCCUCCCAGGGUACCAAUGCGCUGAAAGACAGCUGGGCUUGGUGAAGCUGGCUGACGACCUCCCUUUUCGCCUGCUUUCUCAUACAAAGCUAUAUAGCAUUGCCUGCCAGUGUUUGCCAAAUAGUCUGCAGCCCGUCAUUCCCAGCCCUGCACUACACUACACUACACAACACUAUACCACACACACACCAUCACCCUCUUGGCCCAGCACCUCCCCGACUCAUCCUAGCACUACUACCACCUCAGCCUUACUACUACGGCGUGCCUCAUCCGAACUCGCCCUGCCCUGCCCUGACCACGUCGGCCGCACCGCUUCCACCGCUGUGCCAUGUACCGCGCUGUGACUCCCUAUCUGCGUAGAUGAGCUGCUAGCCCGCGUGAGCAGCAAUGCCUCUGAGGGCUCUCCGACCAGGCCGCAGCGACCGAGACCUCAAGCGCCGCAGCACCCUCGACCCCGGCAACUUCUUCAGGCGCGGCGACAGGGACAAGUCGAGCGAGAAUCUCAGUGCCACCCGCAUAGCCGUCUCUGAAGAUGGCGGCCGACCUCUCUCCACCGACGUUGCGCGGCCCUCGACCAGCCAUGACGACUCCCCGCCCUCUCCGCCCGUACAGGAGUCGACGCCAAACACGCGGCGGUUCAGCAUGAUGCGCUUUCGCCAUGCCUCUGACCCGCAGCUGUCGUCCAAAGCAAAAGAGCACGCUGCCCGCGAUGCAGCCCCGCCCGUCCCUGCGAUGCCCAACGCCGAGCCCCCUGCAAUCAUAACCACUGCACCCACCGUCAUCGAACAGGACGAGAACCAGGAGAAUGCCGCGCCCAAGAAGCGAGGUAGGCUGCAGCAAUUCACCCUUCGCCGCCGCUCCUUCGACCCCUCGAUAGUCGACCGACCAAACACGCUGCGCAAGUCCAUGGACAAGAAGCGGAGGCCGCUGGGGUUCAAGAAAAGUCAUGGCAAUCUGAUCGAGGAAAACGAGCGCCUGUCCAUGAGCCAGCAGCGGCCUGAGACGCUUGCUGAGCCACGAGAGUCUGUGGAAAGCACCACCGCCUUGGCCCCUCCUUCUCUUGCCCGGGCAUCAGAGUCGUCGCGAUCAGACGGAAGUUCCGGUGGACAUGUCUCCUUCGAACAGACUGCACGACCCCAACACCCACCCAGACUGGGCUCUGGACGCUUUGGCUUUGGCCGUCGAAAACCACGCGCAUCUUUAUUCCCACUUCCUAUGAAAAUCGACCCUCCCCGCUUUCCGGACACAGCGCCCGCUACGCCUCGCGUCUCUACCGGUGGUGUGAGUUCUGGCUCGCCUCCCCAGUCCCCCACCGAGAGCCCUCCUUUGACCGCACGCCGUCUGAACCAUGGCGAACCCGGCACGCAGACCCCACCGAUGCCCUCUGCUUCGCAAGUCGCUCUAGCUGCUACGUCACUGAAUCUCGCAUCAGCUGGCGCAGGCGCCCUCUUUCGAAACGAUUCUACCAAAUCGAUACCCAAGUCAGUACGUUCCGCUCGCUCGCCACGCGCCGCCGCUCCAAUGCGUCUUGGUUUGCGAGGACGCUCGUCCACAAUGGGCUCUUUGGGCGGCCAUUCCGACGAUGCUACAUCACCCACUCCGCCCAAUGGCCCAAGCGGAAGGAACUCGACGUCCACUACAGCUGGGAGAAGUAGCUUCAGUAAUCUAUUUGGCCUGAGCUCAAGAUUCCGUCAGAACUCCGGGCCAGAUUCACCCAGAUAUGGCUCACCUGCUCACGGUUUCUUAGGGAACUCGGCCUUGUCAUCUCAUCAAAACUCCUUUAACAUCAGCCGAGAGACGCUUGUACUACCAGAGCGAGAAGAAGGCGAGACGCCAGGCCGCUACCUGGAAAGGAUCGAGGCGAACAAUGUCGAUAAGAGCGUCAUUGCGAGCUUCCUCAGCAAAACCGACGAUGCAUUUCUUCUUUCAGUCUUACGAAGCUAUAUGCGGAGAUUCGCCUUCUUUGGUGACCCACUCGACAUAGCGAUACGCAAACUGCUCAUGCAGAUUGAGCUUCCCAAAGAAACCCAGCAGAUCGACAGGGUACUUCAAGGGUUUGCCGAUCGUUAUCAUGAGUGCAACCCGGGCAUCUACCUUAACACAGACAAGGCGUAUUUCAUCUCUUUUUCCAUCAUCAUUCUACAUACCGAUGUCUUCAAUAAGAACAACAAACGGAAAAUGCAGAGACCAGACUACAUCAAGAACUCCUCUUGUGAAGGUGUUUCCGACGACGUCCUUGGCUGCUUCUACGACAACAUUGUCUAUACGCCCUUCAUACACAUCGAGGAUGAAGUCGACUUGAAGAACAUUUCAUCGAAAAAGAGCAAGAGAACAGCCGUGCUCAAGGGACCGAUGAACGACCCAGCAAGGAAGGCGGCCAAAGAGCCCAUUGAUCCGUAUACCCUAAUAUUCGAGGGUAAAUUGGAUGCUCUCCGCCCUACCCUUCGAGACGUCAUGAACCUGGAUGAUCCGUAUAAUGAUAUUGGAACUGCGGCAAACCUGGAUACAAAGAACAUUUACAAGUUGUUUUCACGAUAUGGCGUCAUCCAAAUCGUGUCCUCACGGUCCAGACCCGAGGCCUUCAUGUCGGAAGCUGCCCAGGAGAACCCACUGGGGACAUCGGUUGGUAUAGUCGAGAUGCCAGUCACCAAGGUUGGCAUCUUAUGGAGGAAGGAUACCAAGCGGAAGAAAGCAAGAUCUCCGUGGCAAGAAUGGGGUGCUGUCCUCACCCGCUCAGGUCUCUCUCUCUUCCGAAACUCCAGCUGGACAAGGAACCUGAUGAGCCAGCAUGAACAGCAUCUAAAGCGGGGUGAAACUGGGCCUGUCCUGUUCCAACCUCCGCUUGAAAACUUCAAACAGGACCAUAUAAUACCCAUGGAUGGUGCAGUCGCCCUCGUCGACAACACAUAUAGGAAACAUAAACAUUCCUUCGUCAUGUUCACCAAGGCAGGCGAGGAAACCUUCCUGGCCGAUAGUGAGAAGGACCUAAACGAGUGGUUGGGCGUGCUAAAUUACACCGCGGCUUUCGAGACGCUCGGUGUUCGAUCAAGAGGCAUGAUAGGCGGCUUGUAUGAAGGACAAAGGAACAGGGGUAUCCGCCGCCUCGACUCCUCGCAAUCUUCCAAAUCAAUACCUACAUCAACCGGCGAGGUCACGAUUCAGAGCGGGAGGAUUGAUAGUCAAUUCGCACAACAAAUGAUGAAUGCACGGAAGGAGCUGAUGCAGGUACGAAUAGCCGAGUCAGAAGAGAAGCUUGCAACAGCAAUCAGAGAAUUGGAGGCCCGCCUUAGGGACGCGCGACACCUUCAGAUUCUUGCACCCAUACAACCGAAAACACGAGAACUGGUCAUCCACGCUGCUGGUCGAUUAGCCGCUAAGCUCAAAUGGUCCCGCAUCGAGAUAUGGCGGAUGAAGUGUCAUCGUGAUAUAUUGGCACAGGAACUGGAAGACGAGAAGCAAGGGGCUGCCGAAAAGCAGGCUCGCAUUGAUAGAAUAUCGGAAUCAGCACAACCCCCGCUGCCUCCACUUUCACAACAACAAUCCCACCGGGCGUCCAAGAUUAGCGGACUGGCGCGAUUAACAUCCAAGACUAGUUCGCUCACCAGUGGUCAGAAGCCACCACUCUCUCCAGGGGCGUCCUCAGCUCGUCCUGGGACUAAGUCAUCCCGGGGUUCAGACUUUGGUGUGGAUGAGGCGUUCAAAACGCCCCCAGAGACUUCUCGCCAGUAUAGUCCCACUGAUCCAUCGGCCCAAUUCCACGUUCCUCCCUUGAAUUUCAGUCCUCAUACAUCAGAUCGACGAAGUUCGUUUGCUAGCUCGUCAGCACAGUCUCCUAGGCUAUUUCCACACGAUAAACGACCGUCUAUAUCCACAAUGGGUGGCGGUACUGUGGACUCAGACAGCGAUUCUGAUGAUCAUUCGAGAUACACUACCCCACCACCUAUUGAGUCGGACUCUAUAGAGCCCAAGACCCCUGAGAUACCUUCUCUGGAUGGCUUACAUCGGGAUCCAGCUACCGAGUCUGAGAACGAGCAGACUUUUGCAUCGCUUACGGGUUCGCCUGCAUCACGCGCAAAGCACAGACGAAGCUUGCAUCGCACACUUCGAGAGUCUCAUGGCAGUUCAUCUCACCGCCGUAGUCAGAAAGGCAGAGACUCCGCGUCCACGAUUGUUAGCGACGAUACCCCAGAAAGCGAUCGUUUGACCCGCGGCCAUGGGAGCUUCACGGUUCACGGUAAAAAGGCAUCUGUAAUCCAAUUUGGCUCCGAUUGGCACAACACUACAGCGGAGGAGCGGUUAAAGACCAAGAAGCAGCUUCAGGAGGCACAAGGUGCCGCUUCUGCUGAUGAAAGAGAUGGCAACAGUAUCGUGAGCAACGGUACAUCCAUGAGCCCGGGUGCUGAUGGCAAUGAAGAGAAUACGCCGCGAAGACUUGCUGCCGAAGUUUCGAAACAGCGACACGUGUCUGCGCAAACCAUCACGCCCUCGAAUUACCGUGAGUCGCUCAAGGAACAACAUUCAGACGACGACGGUGCUUCUGAAAUGAGCGACAUUGAAGAGGAGUCACCGACGACGACGAAGGAACGAAUAUCGGCCGAGCCGGCUACCCAGGAGAAAGAAACGAGUUUUAGUAUUGCGAACCUAAACCCACUGCCAUCCAGCCCGCAAGCAACUGGGACAUGAUUGAACGAACUCGUGUCAUUAAUGUUUUUUAUUGUUGCGGGACCUCAAAAGCGAGUCACUUUACAGCAUGCAUAGCAUCGCACACGAGCAACAAAGGAAAAAUCCACCACCUGUUCCCUUGUCACACUUUCACAUAGCUUUCUUUCUUUUCAGCAUAUACGCACGUUUCACACAUACAAGCAUGGCGCGGCGGCUUUUGGCAGGGUAGUAAUCGGACCAAAACAACUGUUCUUUCCCCCCUUCUUUUGCUUUGUUUCAUCAUGGCGGUGGCGCAUUUUUGUAUCUAUAGACGGGACUGACUGUGAAGUGGCGUUUCUCUCGUGGGUGUAGGGGCAGGAGGAAGGGCGAGGAGUUGUGAUUGGCUUGGAG